Molecule: messenger RNA, 2079 nt
Organism: Tinamus guttatus (white-throated tinamou)
Lineage: Eukaryota; Metazoa; Chordata; Aves; Tinamiformes; Tinamidae
Source: RefSeq, a predicted model, not a curated record
AUGGAGCGGCAGCUGCUCGCGCAGGAGCAGCGUCUCAGCGGCACCGGUGCGUGGACACCAGGGUCCCUUAGCACCCUCAGGAGCAACCUGAGGGAGCUUCCAAACCCGCUGUCUAGUCCUAAUGUCUCCGGCCUGGCCGUUGCGACGCGACGGCCCAGCUACGGCAAAGAGCAGCAGGUGAAAUCCAUCCUGCGGGAGCUGCUCGUCUACAUCGUCUUCCUCACGGACCUCUGCAUCCUGACAUUCGGGAUGGUCAGCACGGACAUGUACUACCUGAACAGGGUGAUGUCGCAUCUUUUCCUGGAAACCCCUUCCUCCGAGGCGGAUGGGGUUACAUUCAGGAGCAUUGGCAGCAUAGCCGACUUCUGGAAGUUUGCAGAAGGUCCCCUCUUGGAUGGACUCUACUGGGACAAAUGGUACAACAACGUGACAUUAACCACGCAGAAAACCAGCAGUCACAUUUACUAUGAGAAUUUGCUGCUGGGAGUAGCCCAAAUUCGACAGCUAAAAGUGCGUAACGGUACCUGUUCCAUCUACCCAUAUUUCCGGACCCUUUUAAAAGACUGUUACAGUGAGUAUCGCUAUCGAGCUGAAGACAGGGCAGCUUUUGGUCUAAAGAACGGGUCUGAGUGGAAAUACCUCUCUGUCUCCUCUUUAUCCCCAUGGUACUGGGGAUACGUGGGCUUGUACAGCAACGGAGGAUUCAUAUUCACUUUACCUAAGUCCAAGCAGGAGAGCGCGGAGAAGCUGGUGUCCCUCAGGCAGAACAGCUGGCUCACCAGAGGAACCAGGGUUGUGUUUAUUGACUUCUCUAUGUAUAAUGCUAACAUAAACCUUUUCUGCAUAAUCAGGUUGGUGGUAGAGUUCCCUGCAACAGGGGGUGCUCUCACCUCUUCACAGAUCUACUCCGUGAAGCUCCUCAGAUACGUCACGUAUUACGAUUACUUUCUGGCCUCUUGCGAAGUCACCUUUUGCUUGUUUGUCAUUGCAUUCAUAAUCCAUGAAAUCAUAAAAAUAGCGACACUUAAAGCAGAGUAUUUCAGAAGUGCUUGGAACUGGCUGAACAUACUAUUGGUGGUGAUAUCAGUCCUUGCCAUUGCUUUCAACAUCUACCGCACUGUAGAAGUGUCCCUGUUAAUGGAGGAGCUGCUGUCCAACUCGUCUGUGUAUCCAGACUUUUACUUCCUUGCAUCCUGGCAAGUCCAUUACAACAACAUGAUUGCUGUCAAUGUCUUCUUUGCUUGGAUAAAGAUAUUUAAAUACGUCAGCUUUAACAAAACGAUGACUCAACUGUCCUCCACUUUAUCCCGCUGUGCCAAGGACAUCAUUGGAUUUGCCAUCAUGUUCUUUAUCAUCUUUUUUGCAUAUGCACAGUUAGGCUAUCUGGUCUUCGGGUCGCAAGUUGAUGAGUUUUCUACAUUUCAAAACUGCAUCUUCACGCAGUUCCGCAUUGUGCUGGGAGAUUUCAACUUUGCAACUAUAGAAGAAGCAAACAGCAUCCUCGGGCCCAUUUACUUCAUCACAUUUGUGUUCUCUGUGUUCUUCGUGUUGCUGAACAUGUUUCUGGCUAUUAUAAAUGACACCUAUUCAGAAGUCAAGGCAGAUUUUGCAGCGAUACCAAGUCAAGAAUUUGCCAUCAGUGACUUCCUUAGCCAGGAUUUUGUGACAUUUGGGGGAAUUGUGCUCGAUUGCCAAAACAUGACGCUGCCAGCGGGCUCCUCACCUCCAAGUGUGGAAACCUGCCUGGUGAAGCACCCAGCUCGCUUAACCCGCUCUGCUUGCCCUGUGCCAGGCCCUGGUCAAGCUCAAGCUGAAGAGGAUGGAGACGGACAUGAGGGUGGAAGAAGCGAGCCUGGGGAGCGCGAGGAGGGCUACCCGAAGCCAGCACAGCUACACAAAUGGAAGGAGAACUUUCGCCGGAAGCCUCCGUCGAGGGAGGACCUCAGCUCCGUCUCCUCUCAGGGCUCCGUCUCCCCCGAGGACUUUCAGGAGCUUUUCAGGUACACUGCUGAGUUGGAGAAGGAAUUAGAUGGCGUUAACAAAAAACUCCAUAGAAUUAUGAAAAAAGGUAACCGCUGA